AUGGACGCAGGCGGUCUUGCUCAGAUGUCCUACAACAACUUCCCAUCCAGCAAUGGAUUGGGUAUGCCCGGAUCUGGUUUUGCUUCCCGACGAGCAAAUGGGUCCAACAUCAAGCGUCUCUCUUUCGAGACAACAAAGCCAUCCGAUUCUCAAGACAAUGGUGCCCCAACACCUCGCACCUCCCGAUCUCACUUGCUUGCUGGCCUGAGGACUGCGCCAAAGUCAGCCACAUCCAGCACGUUCCCUUCCACGGCACCUCCAACCCAGACAGAACACAAUAUCGGACUUCGAGGUAGCAUCUACGCCGAGAAGGAAUCAUAUGGUGGACCGAAGACAUCCCGAAACUUUGACCUUCAGAAUAGCUAUGGCAGCCAGAUGAACUCCAACCGCCAAAUGUACUCUGUGCCAGAGCAGAUUCUUGCUCCACCAGAGAUUCUUGUUGACGAGCACGGCCAGGAGCAGAUGGAUCCAAAUCUGUAUGCUCAGCUCGUGGCCACAAACAUGUAUCUUGCAGAGCAACAACAACGUCUGCAACAACAGCUCAUGAGUGUCCAGGCAGCUGCUCAACAAUUCCAGGGCAUGAACUUGGGCAUGGGAAACCAGAUGCAACAACAAUUUGCUACUCCUCCAAUCACACCACAAAACUUGGGAAUGUAUCAACAGCAGCAGGUCAAGAACAACAUGCAACCCAUCAUCACUCCAGUGGUGGGCGCUCAACCUGGCGUCUAUUCGUACUACAACCCCAUGACUGGGCAGCAAAGCUAUUUCAUGGAUAACAGUGCUCAGCAAAACAACUACAUGGAUCAGCAAAUUGUCCAGCAGACUGUUAACUAUUCGCCACCACAGCAAAAUGGUACUCCUCGGUUCCAAGUCUCACCACCCCCUCAGUCCGAUGCGCCUACAUUCACACGAAGCAUCAGCCCACCCAAGAAAUCUCAAUCUCCUCCCCAAGACCACAUGCCGCUCCCACCGCCAUCUGCAAGCGCCUUCCGCCGAGGGCACCGUAAGGCUAACUCGAUGGCUAUUGGCACGGAUAUUCAAACAAACAUUGAUGGUCCGAGAUCUGCUCUUCUUCCCAAGAGCAUGGGUUUUCCUUCGACACCAGUGGCAUCGGGCUUCGGUCCAGGACAAGCUCGUGCUGGAGAGCACCCGAUCCGCCAACCUCGUGGCCCACCUCCCUUGGAUGAGCUGACCGCCAAACCCACUACCAAGUUUGAGGGUAGCAAAAACUUUGCUACCCGUACACGCAGAAGUGCUGUCCACAAUCUUGUUCGUGCGGGGUUGGAACGCCGCAGAGCUCCGGGCAGUGCAGGCUCUGGUAGCAUGUCUCCUGUCUCCGAGGCGGGUGAGCUCACAUUUUCUGCCUCGUCAGAUGAUGGGUCAGAUAGUGGUCGUAGUGGAAGUGGAAGUCUUUCCGGCCGACCCAGCCACGGCAGCCCUCGUACUUCAGCCCAUGGUGCGAUUGGUUCUGAUCGUCCAUCAUCGCGACAGAAGGAGCGCUCACUGGAGCGCUCACUGGAGCGCAAGUCCGUCACCUCCGUUGACAGCAACUUCACAACUGCCAGUGUCGGCAGUGAUGAGGGAUCUGUCGGAGGUAGUUUUGCGGCUGUUUUCAAGAACGGUGGAAAGAAAGCUGAGGCUGUUGACGUUGAGCGCAAAGCACCUAUGCUCGUUCUUACAUCAGCUGAGAAACGCAAAAGUUCCCUCUAUUAG
This is a messenger RNA of Mollisia scopiformis, 1713 nucleotides long. RefSeq lists its product as uncharacterized. The transcript has a single exon. Bases 1 to 1713 code for a protein of 570 amino acids. The record is from RefSeq and is a predicted model, not a curated record. Lineage: Eukaryota; Fungi; Ascomycota; Leotiomycetes; Helotiales; Mollisiaceae.